ACGAUUUCCACAAGGCAACUAAGGGAGUUUGUAAACAUGUGCUCGACCUUGGACAUAAUUCAACUGAGACGCUACAACAGCGUGCUUUAUAUCGAUGAAACCAGAAUCAGGCGGAAAUUUUAGAGGUGGACGCGGUAGAGGUGGUCAGAGGCAUAGUUUCGGUGGUGAGAAAAGUGUUGGUGAUGAAAGCCGAGGUGGAGGUAGAGGCGGACGUUUCAGUGAGAGAGGCGGGUUCAGAGGUGGACGUGGGGGUGACUUCGGUGGGCGUGGUAGAGGACGAGGUGACUUUGGUGGUCGAGGUCGUGGAGGUUUCAAUAGGGGGACACCUCGAGGGAGGGGUGGACGUGGAGGAAUGAGAGGAGGGAAAAAAGUGUUGAUAGAGCCCCAUAGACAUGAAGGUAUUUUUGUUGCUAAAGGCAAAGAGGACUGCUUGGUAACGAGAAAUGUUGUCGUCGGCGAGUCUGUUUAUGGUGAAAAGCGAAUCAGUGUAGAGGAUGACGCAGGUGGUAAAAUUGAAUACAGAGUGUGGAAUCCAUUUCGAUCGAAAUUAGCAGCAGGCAUAGUUAACGGACUUGAUCAGAUUCAUAUCAAGCCAGGUAGUCGUGUUUUGUAUUUGGGAGCUGCCAGCGGAACUACUGUCUCUCAUGUUUCUGAUGUAGUCGGCGCAGAUGGAGUAGUUUAUGCUGUAGAAUUCUCGCAUCGUUCAGGACGUGAUCUUUUGAAUGUCGCUAAGCAUCGAACAAAUGUGGUUCCAAUAAUAGAAGAUGCUAGACAUCCUCACAAAUACAGGAUGCUUGUUGGUAUGGUGGAUUGUAUAUUUGCUGAUGUCGCUCAACCUGAUCAGUCUAGAAUAGUGGGGGUCAACGCCGAGUACUACUUAAAAAACGGAGGUCAUGCUGUUAUAUCCAUCAAAGCCUCAUGUAUUGACUCGGUUGCUGCUCCUGAGGUUGUGUUUGCAAAGGAAGUAGAUACACUACGAAAAUUACAAUUCACUCCACGUGAACAGGUUACUCUUGAACCAUUCGAACGUGGUCACGCUAUGGUAACUGCUCAGUAUCGAGCACCAAAAAAGGUUAAGACUGAGCAAUAAUGGCGUUUACUUGGUUUGUAUAUGUAAAUAAAAUAUUUCGUUGAGACAUUUCAAGAUUGUACAACACAUGCAAUAAACGUUUUAGUGAUUCACACCGCUUAUUUUCCAGUGACUACUGCGUUGGCCCAAUGAUACUUCACUAAGGAUUACGCAGUUGAAUUUUUGAGUUUCGUAUCUUACACGAAUUCGUGCAGAAUUUCAAAGUGGCUUUCUAUUCUCUUUACCAUUAUGCAUUAACUUUUCACCUAGUGACAGUAUGCAAAAUACAUACAUACAUACAUAUCAGGAACUUCGUGACUUGAGUUUUACUAAAAAUAAACUAGCGCAAAGUUUUGGAAUUAUCAAUGCGGAGAACAUAAUUAUAGUACCUAUAAGUUUUGUACUGUUUAGUCGUUUCGAAAGUCCGUUGUGUCACUGAGUAUAUUGGAGACCUCUGUAUGAAGAGUACUCAACUUUCUCGGGUCAUUGAUGUUUUCACCACAAUGCUCUUCUACAUGGGCUACGUUUAUUUUUCAGGUGUAAAUCUCGUCGUACAGUCUGUUCAGUUUCUUUAUGUGGUGCGAUGUGUUAAGUAUACUAUUGAAAACGAUGGUUUUUGAUGUCUUAACGUCGUUUGAUGCGUAAUAUUUUGGCCGUUUUCAUAUCAGUACUUUUGCUUAGACCAAAAAGGCUAGACACUGCUACAUGAUGAGAGGUAUUUGUUCUGAAGCUAAAUAGAUUAUAUUUGAAAGCUUAAUAGGAAGCGAGACUGAGGAUCUGUUAAGAUAACUUCAGAGGUCUUAACCGUUAAAAUGUGACAGCCAUUCGAUUCUUAAUGAGGACUCCACCAACCAAGUGUUAUUCAUGGCGCUACUUGUUUCUGAAUAAUAUACCGGAUGAGUUGUAUAGGCUUGAAAUCUCAAAUGUACGUUGCUCAGAGAUACCAAGCGUAUGACUAGUUGGGCCCUCCAUAUAGUAUGAAUAAUAAGAUCCUCAAUUCGGAGUGAGAACCGUGCUUAGGAUUAUCUUUGAGCAGUGCAGCGUAACUUUAGUUUGCAGACUCAUUAGUUGCCGUAGGAUAGGUUCAGAAAUGUUUUCGUAUCGGCAUGUCACUCGUCUAGUGGUUAAGACACUGAUUACUAGUUUAGGCUGAUCUCCACGCACUUUGUUUCUGAGAGUUGUGUUCUCUAAUCCCCUCACGAUUAGUAGCACAAAAUCGUUUGGAUGAACUUGUUACACGUUUUGUGCAUUAAUGUUCGUUACCGUGUAACUGUUUGAGAAGCGGUUUACUAGUCAGUCAGUCAGCUACAACGUAGGACCAGGCACAUAUAAGCAUCGGUCCAGGUUGCCAUACCGCAUCAGCACAAAAAGAUGAACACCGGAUUCAUAGCAGUGGUUAGGUCAAAGGUAGUAAUAUAUAAGAGAAAGAUUGCAUAUAUAUACACCGACGCCAUUGUAAUCGAUUCUGAGCCAUGUCACCAAGAGUCUCCAGCCAUUGGUUACGAAAGUCACGCGGACCCCAACCAAGUAGUCUGCAUCUACCAACAUGGCUCAGACUAGAAGUUAGUGACUUCAAACACUGAUGCCACGUUUUGGUUUGGCCGCCCCUAACUUUCUUCCAACCAUCCCCAACAGCGGUUAGCAUUGCACGUCGUGGCAAUCGGUGUUCAGGCAUACGUAACACGUGGCCCAACCAUCUUAGUCGAUGAAGAUUCACAACCUCAUCAACUGAUUUACCAUCAUUACCUAAUACCCUGCGUCUAACCUCACUAUUAUUUACCCGGUGAUCCCAACAGACGCCAGCAAUAUUUCUAAGGCAUCUGUGGUCAAAUACUAGUAGCUCACGGGUGUCUUCUACUCUUAAAGGCCAUGUUUCGCUGCCGUAAAGUAAAACAGAACGGACUGCCGCGCAGUAUACUCGUCCUUUUAUUGAUAGACGGAUAUCUCGCCUUCGCCAUAGGUGACGUAAUUUGGCAAAAGCCAAACGAGCUUUUCAAAUCCGUGCUCAGAUUUCGUCAGACACCAACCCAUUAGGGCUGAUCAGACUUCCAAGAUAAGUGAAGUUGUCGACGCGUUCGACUACUUCACUCCCUAUCGUUAGUUCAGGUGUUGACGCAGACCAGUCCUGAAGCAACAACUUGCAUUUAGAGGGAGAGAAGCGCAUUCCAAACAUUCUGGCAUUGUUGCUUAGUGCUAUCAAAACACUCUGCAUUUUGUCAGCGUCUUCACCAAACAGGACUAUGUCAUCUGCGUAUUCUAAGUCGAUAAGUGGACCUCCUAGAUGGAGAUCGAUACCCGAGAACUCAGUCG
Messenger RNA from Schistosoma haematobium, 3379 nucleotides. RefSeq names its product fibrillarin (gene FIB1). Gene Ontology annotation, cellular component: box C/D methylation guide snoRNP complex; Cajal body; nucleolus. The record is from RefSeq and is a predicted model, not a curated record. Bases 95 to 1090 code for a protein of 331 amino acids. Gene Ontology annotation, molecular function: histone H2AQ104 methyltransferase activity; RNA binding; rRNA methyltransferase activity. Lineage: Eukaryota; Metazoa; Platyhelminthes; Trematoda; Strigeidida; Schistosomatidae. The transcript is spliced from 4 exons. Gene Ontology annotation, biological process: box C/D sno(s)RNA 3'-end processing; rRNA methylation.